GAGGUCAGCGGGGUCCAAAGCACCCUGCCGGCUGACGCCUCUAUGGCUGUACCACCAUGUGAGUCAGAGAGCAUUGACAAAACCUGCCAAAGGCCACCAAUUGCAUUGUGUCGGCAGCACCAGCAAGCCAAACCCAGUGGUGCUACCCUCCCUGCUCACCCAAAUCUACCCGGCAACAGAGGAG
Molecule: messenger RNA, 184 nt
Organism: Xyrichtys novacula (pearly razorfish)
Lineage: Eukaryota; Metazoa; Chordata; Actinopteri; Labriformes; Labridae
Source: the annotation of a GenBank genome assembly